This is a messenger RNA of Acipenser ruthenus (sterlet), 3683 nucleotides long. RefSeq names its product POU domain, class 5, transcription factor 1-like. The record is from RefSeq and is a predicted model, not a curated record. The transcript is spliced from 5 exons. The coding region runs from base 1259 to 2620 and encodes 453 amino acids. Gene Ontology annotation, molecular function: RNA polymerase II cis-regulatory region sequence-specific DNA binding; DNA-binding transcription factor activity, RNA polymerase II-specific. NCBI's taxonomy places the organism in Eukaryota, Metazoa, Chordata, Actinopteri, Acipenseriformes, Acipenseridae. Gene Ontology annotation, biological process: regulation of transcription by RNA polymerase II.
GGCGAACAGUUCAAGCUGUCUUUACAAUGAAUCACACUCGAGAUAUGAAGAACGGCGUACCGGUACUACACCCGUUUGUUUGGGAGGUUUGCGCGUGUGGCGUGCGGACACAUGCGCGUAAACAACCACCGCGUGGUUCAUUUCUCAGCUGCUUUUGUGAAAUCAAACAGUUUUACUUUCCUGGGCUUCAAAGCUGAAUGACGGUCGCUGACAAAAUGUAUAGGCCCUACUGAAGAAAAGUGAAUCUACUCAUUUUAACAAUGUGAAAUGUGUGGUAAAGUUUCGCUAGAGUCUAAUUACACCGGGAGCCUGGAAAAGCAUGCAUUGGUUCAAACAAGCACACGUAUCUGUUGAUGUUUUCCUAUUCCAAUUCAUUUGUAACAACUCGUUUUAUUAAAUAAGAAACACAUAGACGGUGAUUUGACGACACGCUGUGUUUGCAUUAAGGCAUAAAUAGAAUGUGACGCGUGCGUAAAAGCUCACUGGCGAAGUCAAAAGUGUACCGAUAAAGCCGUUAAUGAGCUAUUAAAUUAUAAUAACGUUUUAGAAUGUGCCUAAUGUCACAUCUGGGUAUCAAUCCUACAGAAGAGUUAUUUUGCAUUUGUAAUUUGCCGUGCGGGAGCAGACAACCCCCUGAAUGAAUCAAUCGGAUCUCUACUCCGACCCCACUCGAAAGCGACGCCAGUAAAGGAUGCCUAUUGCCCCGCACAUGCUGCUACGGGGUGUCGAGAGUAAGCAUGCAGUAAAGCGGCCUGUAAAGAGUUUGAAAAGUUUACUUAGACGACCCCCUCCCUGAAAACGAUCAAGUUCAUUUACAAUCAGCUGGGGACAAUGGUUUUGUGUUGACCAAUGAGAGCACGGAGUCAAGUACCAUUAGCUGCAAGGCUAAUUAAUGAAGGCUCGGACUUAGCGCACGUUUGAUUUAGUUCAAACGUAUCGGAGCUGGUUGUUGGAACACACACAGGCGUCAUGGAUAUAGCGUUUUAAUUCAGCUUUAUGUGAUCAAUCAUGUCGAGACUUUUUAAUUUGUUAAAAAACACGAGCAGGAAAGAGUGACACAGCAAGGACCAUGAAUUAAACAACAACAAUAAUAAUAAUUAAAAAAAACACCAAACAAACAACACAUUUGGAAAGCUCGGUGACGGGAAUUGGCGAUCCAGGACCGCUUCGCAUUCAAGUUAACAUCUGGACGUUGCGCUGCCUUUAACCCGGAGAUACCAAACCCGUUUGACUAAUUCAUUAAUCUCCGAAGCUAAGCAUGUCUGAUCGGUCUGUCACCCCGGGUUCGGAGGCUUCCAGUCGGGCACACGAGCUCCACCGGACGAUGUACACGCAGGAGAGCCUAGCCGCUUCUCUUCAGUUCGCCAACGGGAUGCUACAAGACCCGAACUCCGUGUUCAAUAAACCCGCCUGCUACAACGGUAUCGCCGCCCAACAUUUCUUCCCGUUUUCUGCAGUCGGCGGUGACUAUCGACAUCCCGAUAUUCAGGUAGCGGACCUGAGCCAAGCUAGACACUGGUACCCCUUCUCUACCCCGGAGCUCACGGGCCAAGUAGCGGGACUGACCACAGCCCACCAACCGGCGAAUCUGAGCCCACGCAUCGCAGAAACCCGGGAUCAGAUCAAAAGCGACAUUAAAACCGAAAAACUGGACGAAUUCUCGCCUGAAAGAAAAUCAGCGCUGCCACCGCCGCCCGCUACCAUGGCCCCCGGGGUUUAUCACUCAAACCACUGGAACCCUUCGUUCUGGCCCGGCUUGACCCACGCCCCAGCCCCCGCCGCCACUCCGGUCUCCUCUUCGCCCAGUAGCCACAGUUACCCGACGGCUGGUGUCUUCACGACGGCAGCGCCCCAAACGCUACUGGUCCCAGUGCAACAGACCUCGAACCCCGGGAGCAGCGGCUCCUCCAGUGGCGCGGGCAGUGAAGUGGGGCAGUCUAGCGACUCGGAAGAAGAGGAGAAUUUGUCCACGGAGGAGCUGGAGCAGUUUGCCAAGGAGCUGAAACACAAGCGGAUCACCCUGGGAUUCACGCAGGCUGACGUGGGGCUGGCGCUGGGCAACCUCUACGGGAAGAUGUUCAGUCAGACCACGAUCUGCCGGUUCGAAGCUCUGCAGCUGAGCUUCAAGAACAUGUGCAAGCUGAAGCCACUGCUGCAACGCUGGCUGAACGAGGCUGAGAACACAGACAACCCGCAGGAUAUGUAUAAGAUUGAGCGUGUGUUUGCUGACGCCCGGAAGAGGAAGCGCAGGACCAGCCUGGAGGUGACCGUGCGCGGCGCUCUCGAGUCCUACUUCAUCAAGUGCCCGAAGCCCAACACCCAGGACAUCACGCAGAUCGCAGAGGACCUCCGCCUGGAGAAAGAUGUGGUGCGGGUGUGGUUCUGUAAUCGACGUCAGAAGGGGAAGCGUCUGGCCCUGCCCUUUGAAGAGGAGGGUGCAGAGGGGCAGUAUUUCGAUCCCAGCCCACAAAUGCCCCUGUGCAACGGGCAUCUCCAAACUCAGGGGUACCCUGGCACUGCACCCCCACACCUCUACCUACCCGCCUUCCACAAGCCAGAGGUCUUCAAGCAGACCCUGCCCCAGGGAUUCCCUGUGGGGCUGGGACACCUGACCAGCUAGAACCCCAGCCCCUCCCCGGCCAGUCGAUGUGAACGAAAGGACUGAGAACCAGCUAGACUGGACGCUUGCAGAGGAAGGACUGACAGCAGCCAGCUAGCUUUGAUUUUUAAGAGGGCUGUCUUUUUAAAAGUGUUAAUCCUUUUCUGUUAUAUAUAUUUUUUGCUCACAGUUUUUCCAAGCUGCAGAGACUUUUCUUAACUCCUUUGCUUGCUGAUCGCUCUGGUCCGGGUGUCCCUCGUGUGUAUUCGAGUCCCCUCGUGAUACAGGAGACCGGAGGUUCUGCAGGAACGUUUCACUGCAGCGUCUCUGUCGUUGUCUGAGCUUCUCCUCCAGUGACUUCGUGCUAAGGACAGAGAACAGGCAUGCUGAAACUGCCUGUAUCAAAGGGGCUGUGCUGUCUGGCCCCCUCCCUCUGUUUGCUCACUGCUGUGGGGGGUGAUUGCAGACCUGUAACUGACCAUGCAUCCUGGGGUUCUGGAUCAAUUGAAAUAUUUCAUGGCCCACCCAGACCCAUUCUCUUUUUCUAAUCUCAUUGAUCUCCCAGUCUGGAGGGGUGGCAGUGGGGAGAUCUGUGAAGCACAAUGAAAUAUGCAAAGUCUAGUCACACUUGAGUCAUGCAGGAAAGCUCUCCUUGCACUGCUUUACAGAGCCUUGCCACUCAAAGGCCACCGUUUUCUUUAUUUUUCUAUAGAAGUGAUCUAAACCACUAUUACUCAUUUGUGCCUUGAUCAGGUUAUUCCAAUCCAGCACCUUGUUCCAACCACAGCCUCAACUACUGAAUCGUCAAAUAACAGAUGCAUUUCAAACUUGGGUUGAACGGCCGGGGGAGGGUAAAGGUGCCCAAAACUGCUUUUUAAAACGCAAGCAAAGUACGAUGCAAUUGUUGUAGUCUCUUGUUUGGUGUGGUUUAUUCUCAGAUAAGGUUAAACGUUCCAGUUAUUGCUAAUCCUGUACCUCUGCCUAUUCGCUAAUUUAUUAUUUAGCCAAAGUCUGUAUAUUUGAUCAACUGAAUAUCUUUUUUUUUUGAUGUGUAAUUAAUUAAAUCAUUGCUGCUACUUUUUUU